AUUUUUAAAGUGGUCGGAAAGAAAUUUGAAGGGUUAAAAGUGAUAAGCUUCUUUGGUCCACAUUUAUGGCUAAAUGAACUAAUUGAACACAUGAAAGCUUUCUCAAAACCGUAGACAAAGUGAGAGAAGCCAAGUCAGGUCUUGGUAUUCAAAGUUUUCAUUUUUCCCUUUUUCAUAUCCAAAAAUACAUUCUUUCUUUUUUAUUUCUUUUCUUAGUUUUGAAAGAUCUGGUAGGUGGUGGAUAGAUGGGGAGGUUAUUUGUGGUGAACCUUGAAGGGAAAGUUUAUAGCUGCAAGCACUGCAAAAUCCAUCUUGCUCUUGUUGAUGAUAUUCUUUCCAAGUCCUUCCAGUCCAGGCAUGGAAAAGCAUAUCUCUUCAGUAAGGUGGUGAAUGUUUCUGUCGGGGAAAAAGAAGAUAGACUGAUGAUUACAGGGUUGCACACUGUAGCAGAUAUCUUCUGCAUUGGGUGUGGAUCAAUUGUGGGAUGGAAAUAUGAAUUUGCCCAUGAGAAGAGCCAGAAGUACAAAGAAGGAAAAUCCGUACUUGAACGGUUUAAGGUGUCUGGUCCUGAUGGAAGCCAUUAUUGGGUUAGCCAUGAAACACAUGUUGGUGGAAGUGAUGCAGAUGAUGUUUGAUUAAAUAAUCAAAAAUGCUGGUCAAAUUCCAAUUGUACAUUCUUUAGUCCCUUGAAUCUCUCAUUCAACUCAUCUGAAUUCUUAAAAAACUGGGCUAUUUCUUAUUCAAGCAGCUUGUUCGACUUGCUGUUAUAAGACAUUUGAUUGGAAAAUUUGAAUUCCUGAUUCUGAUUUAGUUAAUGUCAAAACUGGACUGAAGAUAUCAUGUUUCAAUUUGCAAAA
This is a messenger RNA of Gossypium arboreum, 857 nucleotides long. Its product is annotated as protein yippee-like. The coding region runs from base 246 to 635 and encodes 129 amino acids. Gene Ontology annotation, cellular component: ubiquitin ligase complex. Lineage: Eukaryota; Viridiplantae; Streptophyta; Magnoliopsida; Malvales; Malvaceae. The record is from RefSeq and is a predicted model, not a curated record. The transcript is spliced from 6 exons.